This is a messenger RNA of Phascolarctos cinereus (koala), 723 nucleotides long. RefSeq names its product cell division cycle 26 (gene CDC26). Gene Ontology annotation, cellular component: anaphase-promoting complex. Lineage: Eukaryota; Metazoa; Chordata; Mammalia; Diprotodontia; Phascolarctidae. Gene Ontology annotation, biological process: anaphase-promoting complex-dependent catabolic process; protein K11-linked ubiquitination; regulation of mitotic cell cycle. The record is from RefSeq and is a predicted model, not a curated record.
GGUGUAGUCCUUGCGGUCGAUCCUACUGUAGGUUGGUAGGUGGCGGGAAAGGCAGAGUGGAGCGGGUCGGCGGCGUUAGGGAUCUGAGAAGUCGGUGUCACCCCGGGACCUGACUGAACCAACCUGAGCCUCGCCUCGCCGCGCCGGGGGGAGAGACAUUAAUCACCGCUAGAGUAUGUUUGUUGAAGAGCCUCUUCCUUCUCCCUAAAUUUUGACAGUUCAGUGGAUUGGGGUUGUAGGUGUUGAACUGUUACCAGGAUGCUCCGACGAAAACCCACCCGCCUGGAGUUGAAACUAGAUGACAUUGAGGAGUUUGAGAGUAUCCGGAAGGAUCUGGAGACCCGUAAAAAACAAAGGGAAGAGGUGGACGUGGUGGGAGCCAGUGAUGGGGAAGGAGCUAUUGGCCUGAGCAGUGACCACAAGACCCGAGAACAAAUGAUCAAUGACCGAAUUGGUUAUAAACCUCAGCCCAAGCCCAAUAAUCGUUCAUCUCAGUUUGGAAGCUUUGAGUUUUAGAGUUUAUCGAUAAAUUAUCCUAUGUGCCUGUAAUGAGGUAAAGGCAAAAAUUAAAAUACUGCUUAGAGAACUAAGCGCUUGAAGACUACCAGAAUAUUUUGCCUUCAUGAGAUCCCCAUGAGGCUGGGCUUCUUUAUUCAGAAGAAAUUUGAACUCUAGUUGGUGUCUGAAACAUUUUCAUCUUCCUCUCCAGAGAACUUGUAUUUU